Molecule: messenger RNA, 2694 nt
Organism: Dujonia railenensis
Lineage: Eukaryota; Fungi; Ascomycota; Pichiomycetes; Serinales; Debaryomycetaceae
Source: the annotation of a GenBank genome assembly
AUGUACGACUUGCUACGUGCUCUACUACAUUCAGAGGACUCCUUAGUGUCCCAGGGUAAACAUGAUAAUAACCCUAUACCUAACCCUUCUAGACACUCGAGACAUGCUAGCGUCCAAAUAAUAAUCGCGUUGGUGCUUGGCUUAACUGCCUUUUUUUCAUUUGCCUUGCUAAGGGUGAGGUACCCCAAGAUAUACGUGGCUAAUUUUAAUCACUUCAACACCAACUAUGUCCACAGCUCGUCCAGACGAAGGCUUCCGAAGUUGCCCUCCAAGUCAUUUUUUGGCUGGAUCCCGGUCCUAUACGGAAUCAAUGAACAGCAGGUGUUGGAUCAUGCUGGGUUGGAUGCAGUGGUCUUUUUGGGAUUUUUUAAGAUGUGUAUCAAGAUUUUAUGUGUGUGUGUAUUUUUGGCAAUCACAGUGAUAACGCCUAUUCGAUAUAGGUACACUCGAAAGGUUGACGAUGACGAUGAGUAUGGACUACUUCCUGGUUUCGGAAGGAGAAGCGGUAAGGGAGACGAUGGUGGCGAUGGCGAUACCGAUGAGUAUCCCCAGUAUCUUUGGAUGUAUACUGUGUUUACAUACAUCUUCACUAUUAUAGUGGGAUGGUUCCUUUUCGAACAGACUGUUAAAAUCAUCAAGAAAAGACAGGAGUAUCUCGGAAAGCAGAACAGUAUUACCGAUAGGACAAUAAAGCUUAUUGGAAUCCCUCCUCUGUUGAGAGAGGAGGAAGCAUUAAAGAGACACAUUGAAAGUUUAGGAGUAGGCCAGGUUGAUUCUGUUGAGAUCGUUAGAGAAUGGAACGAUUUGAACAAGUUGUUUAAGUUGAGAAAGAAAGUGUUGAGGGAGCUCGAAUGCCAUUGGGUUGAAUAUUUCAGUGCUAAUGGUAUAAGAAACAAGAGCGACAUGCUUUCUACUAAUUUGCACCCAAGUUUAGGCGAGCCAAUCGGCUUGAGCAGAAGUGAGAAUUCCACUAACAGAUAUACAGAUAACGAAGUGGAGCAAGGGGUGGAUGUGGAGGAUGCGCCAUCGAUUCACAAUGAAGGAGAAGGGCUUGUUUCUGAGGAAGAUAUAGGUCACGAAACUGAAAGCGAUGACGGAGAAGUUGAAAAUGCCAUUUCUAGAUCGACGUCUCGUAAUAGUAUUAUUGAUCAAAUCACUGUAUUAUUGGAGGCAGAUAGUCGAAACUAUACCGGAGACGGAGAAAGUAUAUCAUUACCCCUUCUCAACGAUGAGGCAUACACCAGACCCAAGAUAAAAACCGGCUUUUUAGGACUUAUUGGAAAGAAAGAAGAUGCAAUAUCUCACUAUACUGCUCAACUCGAAGUAAUCGAUAAGGAAAUAGCCAGAGCAAGAAGAAGAGAAUAUCCAGCUACUUCAGCUUCCUUUGUUACCAUGAAAUCCGUGGCACAAGCACAAAUGAUUGCGCAGGCAGUUUUGGACCCGAAAGUUAAUCAUCUUAUAACUAAUUUAGCUCCGGCUCCACAUGACAUCAUUUGGGAUAAUCUUUGCUUAACACGCAGAGAAAGAAACACUAGAAUAUUCUUGGUUACCUUGUUCAUUGGAUUACUUAGUAUUGUUUUAAUUUUUCCAAUUUCAUAUUUGGCAACAUUCUUGAAUGUCAAAACGAUAACUAAACUAUGGCCCUCAUUCGGCAAGAUGUUAAGUGAAAAUCCCUUGGCAGAGACCCUUGUGACAAACUUAUUACCUACUUAUAUUUUCACGAUUUUCAACAUUGUCAUGCCGUACUUUUAUAUCUGGAUAUCUUCGAAGCAAGGAUUUACCUCUCACAGUGACGAGGAACUUUCUACGGUUUCAAAGAACUUUUUCUAUAUCUUCGUCAAUUUAUUUUUGGUUUUUACAUUCGCUGGUACGGUAUCAUUAACCAAUACAACUGAAUUUGCCAGCCAAUUCGCCCAAUCUUUAAAAAGAGUAUCUCUUUUCUAUGUUGAUUUGAUCAUCUUGCAAGGAUUGGGGAUCUACCCUUAUAAGUUAUUGCUUUUGGGAAAUUUGCUCAAGUUCCCAAUAAGCACUAUAUUUUGGUGCAAGACGCCAAGGGAUUAUUUGAAUCUCUAUAAACCUCCAGUUUUCAAUUUUGGUUUACAGUUACCUCAACCAAUCUUAAUUUUAAUCAUAACGAUUAUUUAUUCAGUGAUAUCUACAAAGAUAUUGACUGCUGGUUUAAUAUAUUUUAUAGUAGGGUUUUUUGUGUCGAAGUACCAGUUGUUGUACGCAUGUGUUCACCCUCCUCAUUCUACUGGUAAGGUAUGGCCAUUAAUCUUCCACCGUGUCAUACUUGGCCUCUUAAUUUUUCAACUUACCAUGGUUGGAAACUUAGCCUUACAAAAGGCCUACAUUUGUGCAUCAUUCUUGGCACCCUUACCAUUGUUAACUUUAGCAAGUUUAUGGAACUUUCAAAAGAACUAUAUCCCAUUAUCUAUUUUCAUUGCGUUGAGAUCCAUUGAAAACAACGAGUUGCCUCACGUUGCUACCCAGAGCAGCGCAGAUAGUUCAGAAUCAUUAGAAAAUAACUACAAGACUUUGGACGAGAGAAGAGAACUCAACAAAACAUAUGAAUACCCACAUCUCAUUGACAAUUUAGAAGGACCGUUAAUCGCAAUAGAUGGGAAUGAGAUGUUGCUUGUUAACAAUGAUGGAACAGUUAAAAAGUGCAAAGUAGUUGAUGAGUUGUAUUAA